UACAUGAUAACAUUGAGAUUAGUCAAAUUCCAAAGGAUUACUGCUAAAUCUUAUAAAUUUUCACAAGUUUUAACUCAGGAAUAGAUGAUCACUGAUCUAAGACAAGAUUUAAAUGUCAAUGAUUAUGACAAGAUUUUGGAAGCUGUAAACGGAUUUUUUACUUCAUUAAUCAAAAAUUCCAUACAUGUAUAUUCUUGCACAAGUCACUUCAUAUUAUAAAGAAACUUUGUUAUUAAAUUAAUCGUAUCGUUGAUGUCUACGUCUAUGUGCUCAUGGGCAUACGGGACCUGUCAUUUCAGGGGGGAGGACCCUAUGAACUCACAAUGAAGGUUCCGCGAAUUUCAUUUGAAGCUACACUACUGAGUACUCCGCUCUCGUAUUAUUUAAUAGUGUUUGCGACAUGAAGUGUGUCAAAUGCUAAAUUAGACCGCAGGCUCAUCUCACCUUCCCUCAUGGAUGAAAAAAACAAAAUGAAGAAUUUGACAGAAAUUGGAACCAUUGAAUCAGACGAUGAAAUUGAAAAUCAUGACUGCGAUGAAAGUGGUGAAGAAGAUGAGGUAGCAAAAAGACCGUAAAAGAAGAAAGCAAAAACCAGAGAAUUUAACGAACAGUUUGAAUUUUCUGAUUUGGAUGAUGAGAAUCAUUAUAACGGAUGGAAUCUUGAGGAAACUGUGGAGAAUUUGAGGAAGGAUACAAUGCCAGGAAAGAGUUUGGACUCAAGGAUAAAUGAAAUGAGAGUAAAACGAAGCAAAGAAAAGAGAGGAUCAUUCAUACAACUUUGGUAGACAUAAAGGUAGAGGUAAAGGUUGACACAAAGGGGGAAGGACCUUAUCAACUCACAAUGAAGGUUCCGCGAUAGCAUUUGAAGCUACACUACUGAGUACACCGCUUCUCGUAUUAUUUAAUAGUGUUUGCGACAUGAAGUGUGUCAAAUGCUAAAUUAGACCGCAGGCUCAUCUCACCUUCCCUCAUGGAUGAAAAAAACAAAAUGAAGAAUUUGACAGAAAUUGGAACCAUUGAAUCAGACGAUGAAAUUGAAAAUCAUGACUGCGAUGAAAGUGGUGAAGAAGAUGAGGUAGCAAAAGACCACAAAAAAGAAAGCAAAAACCAGAGAAUUUAACGAACAGUUUGAAUUUUCUGAUUUGGAUGAUGAGAAUCAUUAUAACGGAUGGAAUCUUGAGGAAACUGUGGAGAAUUUGAGAAAGGAUACAAUGCCAGGAAAGAGUUUGGACUCAAGGAUAAAUGAAAUGAGAGUAAAACGAAGCAAAAAAAAGAAAUCUUCACAAAAUAUUGAAAGCAAUUGCACAGAAGAGCAGGUUGAAAUGAAUGAGAGUUCAGAAAGUGAAGAUUUUAAUGAAGACGAUAACAACGUUGGCGAAGAUGGCGAAAGAAUCUUUAAGAAAGGAACAAAAACAAAGGACUUUUUCGAAGAAGGCCCAACUGAAUACUCCCAUCUAAAAUUUACAGACAUGAAUUUGUCUAGACCUAUUUUAAAGGCAAUCAAUGAAAUGAAAUUCACUAACCCGACGCCAAUACAGUGUGCAACAAUACCAGUCGCUCUCAUGGGAAAAGACAUUUGUGGAUGCGCUGCCACAGGGACAGGAAAGACUGCAGCUUUUGUUUUACCUAUUAUGGAACGUCUUCUUUUCCGUCCUGUUCAAGUUGCCACAUCUAGAGUUUUAAUUUUAGUUCCAACGAGAGAACUGGCCAUUCAGGUACAUUCUGUCAGUAAGUCUCUGGCAAAGUUUACGAACAUCGAGAUUUGCCUCGCCACCGGGGGACUGGAACUUAAAUCGCAAGAAGCAGCAUUACGUAAGAAUCCUGACGUCAUCAUUGCAACACCAGGUCGUUUGGUUGACUUUCUUCAUAACACUCCGUCAUUUGAUUUACAAUUUAUUGAAAUCUUGGUUCUCGAUGAGGCUGACAGAAUGUUGGACGAGAACUAUCGCGAUCAAAUUGAAGAAAUUGUGAAGUUUUCACCCAAGGGCAGACAGACAAUGUUGUUUUCUGCGACUAUGACGGAAGAGGUCAACGAACUUGUUACGUUGUCACUUAACCGUCCUGUCAAAUUAUUUAUUGACAACAACACUGACGUCGCUGAGAACUUGAGACAGGAGUUUGUACGAAUUAAGAAGAAUCGGGAAGAAGACAGAACGUCCAUUGUCGUCGCACUUUGCUCCCGAGGUUUUCACGAAAACUGUUUGAUAUUUGUUCAUACGAAGCAACUGGCUCAUCGUCUACGAAUAUUUCUUGGUCUCUUGGGUAUAAAUGCCGACGAACUCCAUGGCAACCUCACGCAAUUACAGAGAUUGGAAGCUUUAAAUAAAUUCAAGAAACGAGAGGUCGACGUCUUGGUCGCCACGGAUCUUGCGUCACGUGGUUUGGAUGUUGUUGGUGUAAAAACAGUUAUCAAUUUUUCGAUGCCAAAUUCCAUCAAGCAGUACAUACAUCGAGUUGGUAGAACUGCGCGGGCAGGGCUUUCAGGCAGAUCCAUAAGUUUGGUCGGCGAGAACGGACGAAAAUUAUUAAAAGAAAUCGUGAAAGAAGCUCGAAAUCCCGUCAAGAGUCGAGUCAUUGCCCCUGAAAUCAUCGAAAAGUUCAAAAAGAAACUGAAAUCAUUUGAAGAUGAUGUACAAGAAAUUUUAAAACAAGAAAAAGAAGAUAGAGAAUUGAGAAUCUCUGAAAUGGAAGUUAGCAAAGCGAAGAAUAUGAUUAUGCAUCGUGGUGAGAUUGAGAGCCGUCCGCCAAGAGUCUGGUUCCAAGUUGACUCGUCCAAAGAAGACAAGAAGACAUCGAAGAAAAGUCGAAAAUCUACCAAACUUAAGAAUGAAAAGAAACUAGAGCCAGAUGAACUAAAGGCGAUACAUUUUCAACAAUAUUUAAGACGAGAAGAGAAAAGAAAAAAUAGGAAAAAACGUCUUCAUGCAUUUUCAUCUGACGAUAAAGAUUUGUCCGCUAAACCGACGAAAAAGAGAAAAAAGACAGCUAGUAAAACAGGAGGAAGCAAGGCUUUCGAAAAAGAACUGACCGACACGAGUCGCAAGGCUCUGAAAGAGUUCCGAAGCAGCUCAUCUUUAAACAAGAAAAAUGGAAUGGCGAAAAGAAAACAGAAAGCAAAAAUUAAGAAGAGAUAACGACGAUGUGAAUAGUCUACGAUGUCAUUUAUUGAUCUCACUGUGCGACCAAUACGACUACACAGUCAUCAAAAAUGAUGUGAGUUUUUUAGUUUUCAAACGUUUGUUCAAUAUUCUCUUGUCGUAAACGAUUUGAUGUCGGUGAUCUUAUUCGCGCGGUUGUUUGAGGUUUUUUAAACUUGACCAAAAACAAAUUGGUUCUUCCCCGGUAAAAAUAUUCUUUUCAAUUAUUCUACACUAAUUUCGUGAGAGCACAAUGGUUAUAAGGCAUUUAAAAUAAACGACAUUCGUGACGACUUGGCACAGAAAUAUGAAAGAAAGGUUUCCUUAGCUGAUAUCCGAAUAUUGGAAAAGUUAACUGCGAAAAAAGUUAACUCCUUUGAUGUCUUUCCAAAAUUUAUCACUAUAACAUAUUAUCAUGUAAACUUCCUAUAUUUAUUCACUUCGCAAUGAAGAUGGCAUAAAGUAUGCCGAAACAUGUUUGCUAUAAAGAAACUUGUCGUUUAUUUUAAAUGUCUUAUUCUACCCUAAACAUUCCAGGUGAAGUUCAGUAGAAAGUGUUCUUCUAAAUUUGACAAAAUUUGCAUUUUUACUGCAAAGUUUCCCUUGUUUACAAGAAUUGCGUUUAUACUGCUUCAUCAAUAAUUAUCGAAUCUCCGUUUACAUAAUGAAAGACAAUAUUUUCAUUGUAACAUUUCUAGCUAGAAAGCGAUUAUUUUAAAUUCAAAACAAUCUCUAACGACUCUAUGUUAACGCUUUCCUCCUACGGAAAGUGUGAAGAUUUAUAAAAAGCUAAAUUUACACAGAAGAUUACACGUAUUUUCCUAAGUAGUUAGUGUAUUAUUAAUAUGGCUUCUCAGAAGAGUACACGUAUUUACCUAAGUAGUUAGUGUAUUAUUAAUACGGCUUCUGGCAUAAAUUUAAUUCUCAAAUGAAAAUGAAAUAACCACAGUUA
Molecule: messenger RNA, 4089 nt
Organism: Xenia sp. Carnegie-2017
Lineage: Eukaryota; Metazoa; Cnidaria; Anthozoa; Malacalcyonacea; Xeniidae
Product: probable ATP-dependent RNA helicase DDX27
Exons: 23
Coding region: 1212-3134 (640 amino acids)
Molecular function (GO): nucleic acid binding; ATP binding; RNA helicase activity
Source: RefSeq, a predicted model, not a curated record